Molecule: messenger RNA, 2869 nt
Organism: Vespula vulgaris
Lineage: Eukaryota; Metazoa; Arthropoda; Insecta; Hymenoptera; Vespidae
Gene: dsx-c73A
Product: mucin-5AC
Exons: 6
Coding region: 394-1539 (381 amino acids)
Source: RefSeq, a predicted model, not a curated record
UAUCAGCCGUGAGUAGUACCCUUCACGAGUGUCUCUCUGCUCCCUUUUAUUAUCCUUAUCAUUAUUAUCAUAUUUCACGGCUAUUAUAAUAUUCGAUCGAUAUUUUCGAUUUUUUUUUCUUUUUCUUUUUUAUUUCUAUCGAGUGUGCAAGAACGUUCGUAAGUUUGUACAAAAAAGAUCCAAAGGAAGAAGAAAAGGAUUCGUCGAGGAGGUAUAUUCGUAUCAUUAUUACUGCUGACAUCGAGUAGAGCAGACAGAACUAAAGUAACAGUCACGGGAAAGAAGACAAAGGAGUGGACGGUAAAUAAAGGAAGAUAAAACAGAAACUUGUUGGGAAAUAAUAAACAUAGUGUAAACUCGUAAAAGGAGAAUUUACGUGAAAGAGAAAGGAAAAUGAAGACGAUACGAACGAUAGUAUGGCUAGUAUUACCAAUCACAAGUUGUCUAGCUUUGCCACCGUCACAACAAGAACACGCUCGUGGCUCGGUUAGAGCAAAACAGACGACACCAACCUUGCCCAAUAGAAUUACUUCUGUCAUCACUUCGACGACCAUACCAUCGGUAACAAGUUCAAGUUCGUCCAUAGCGUCGAGUUCAAUGUCUUCGGUUACAACGCCUAUACCAACAUCUUCAUCAUCGGCAACAACCAUAACAACGUCAUCUUCGUCAACCAAUCCGAUCGUAUCAAUUGCUUCAACCGAACAGAUUAUGUCAAGAACGGCAGCUACUUCCGGUAGCGGAAGUACCGUGUUCUUGUCUUCAACAAGAAAGGUCAGCACGAAACUGGAUGAAUCGACUAGCACGAUGGCCUCUACAUCGGGUAAAGAGACUCGUGAAUCACCUGGGAAGAUUCGACCGCAGAUCAAGCUAACGACAAAUUAUACCAGCGCGAGCGAGACAGGAGUACGAUUGCCGGAAGGAGCAAGCGCGGCAUUGGCGAAGCCCACCAAGUAUCAUUAUUAUCCUCACAAUCAACACAUUUAUUUGCUUCCGGAAUGUGCGGUCCAACAAGUUUGUAAUGCCGUCUACGUGCGAUUGAACUUCACUCAACCGCUUUGCGCCUGUCCGGGACGUUACCGCGACCCUUGCAGCGCUUCCCUUGACAGCGACGAUCAUCACACCACCGAGCUGGUAACCGAUCCACGUACGAAGGCUCUGACACUCGUGAAAACAUGCGAGCCAGUUGCUGAAAUGCGAGAAUGCAGAGCUCCAAGGGAUUGGUCUCUCUUAGCCCUUCAAAAUACACGAACCGGAAAGUCUCACUAUUUGGUGAUAUGCCGAUGUCCGGAUUCAAAUAUACUUGAGGGUCCCAUGAGUCACGAUCAACCGACCUAUGCAAGUGUACCAGGAAUUCGUGUUUAUGGAAUGAUGUGUGUACAAGGAAAUAGAAGAGGCCGGCCAUUACGACAUAUACGUAGUCUUAUGGGUUUUAACGACUUGGAAGAAAAUACCGAAAGAUUUUUAUUCGCUGGAGAAGAUAAACCAGAGUUCCCUUGGGAUAAAGUUCAUCAGUUGAUGAAGAUGGCCGUUUGGGAGUAAUUUACGAUCAGAUCGAACCUUAUUCUCGCUCUCCGUCUUUCUUUCUCUCUCUCUCUCUCUCCUUUCCCUUUCGAUUUUUUCGAUCUAGCCUUUUUCACAAUCGUUCAUCCUUUCUUUGUCCCUCUUUUCUCUACACGUAUCUUUGUUUUUUCUUCUUCUCUUUCUCUUUCUUUCUUUUUUUCCUUUGAAAUCAAACCAUCCAUAUACACAGCUUCAUUUCAUCUUUAUUUAUUACGAUAUCAUCCUUGUCCGCGUUAUCUUUUAGCGUACAAUACUCGUAUAUUUAUAUUAUUCAUUAAGUUAGACAUCGUGAGCUCGGGAUUGGCGUUAAAGCCAGGUGAAUUAGCAGCAGCUCGUAGAUUUCUUCACUUCCUUUCUUCGUUUCUAAUCUUACUUUGUCGCGAUUGAAUUUAACGAACGUGGAGUAUGACGCGUUUAAAAUUUCGUGGCAGAACGUCGAUUGUAAGAAUACAUGUACGUAUAUAUAUGUACAUGUAGACGAUUGAAAAUUUAUGAUGAAUUACGAGAUAUAUAGGUAUAUACAUAGGUUUCUAAACGAGUAGCUUUUUAAUAAUCUGCUACUAUUACAUGCUACUAUUAUUACGAUAAGAUAUCGUCCCUAUUCGUUAUACUAAUCCAACGCGUAAAUUUUAUCUACUAAGGUAGUAUCGAAAUGAAAGCGUUCGUUAGUAAAGACGAUCGCAUAAGAGGAAACUCUAAUAUUGAUUAUAAAUCGUCAGCGAGAUAGGUAGCUCGCUUAAUUGCACGCAUAGGAAAUCGAUUAUCGUUAUUAUUAUCCGCCAUCUUACAAAUUCCAAUCAAGCGCGAUAAAAAUAUAUUUGGCUGUAUGAUGUGCUCUUGCUUCUUCUCAGAUUAUUUAAGAUAUAUAAAUAUUGCGCGCAAUUGAUCUACGAUCGCAGCAACACGAAUUUAAUUAAUUAACUUUUUUUUUUUUUGACACUGAAAUGUUUCCGGAAGAGAGUGCGCUCCUGACGCGCAAUUUAAAUGUAAAGUUAGAUCAGAAUGUUUUUUUUUUUUUAGUCUUGAAAAAUAAGAAAAAAACAAGAAGAAAAGAAAAAGCCAAAAAAAAAGGAAAAAUAUAAAAAAAUAUUAUGUAGAUACGUUUAAACGCCUGCGGAAAAUUCUGUGGCCAUAAACUAUGAAAAAAUAUUUCCUACGUGAAAUCAAUAUAGGAUUGAAUCGAACUUUUGAUUAUUUUAUGUACGAGUGUACGAUAAAAAGUAUUCUGAAAUAUCAAUGCGUUCGUUCAACUCUGAACUUGUAAAUUAUAUAUAUAUAUAUAUAUAUAUAUAUAUAUAUAUAUAUAUAU